GGGAUAAUGUAUCAUUGAAACAACUUUCUUGUCUGUAAUAACUUUUCAUUCAAUCUGUUCAAGCUUCAACAGGCAGGGCAGUUAGGAUCAGGUAUAUCUGCCCUGAAUGAUAUGAGUGCUUGAAUCAUUCUUCCCUCCAAUUUACAUACAUUCAUCUCCCGAAAAGAAACCAAGCACAAGCGGCACCAUGUCUGGACCCAACUCCCCCCGGACGAACUCUAUGAGGAAGAAAGCCAUGAAUGCAUCAAACGGGCUGAGGAAUUCUCUGACGAAAAAGGGCAGGCGGAGCAGCAAGGUUAUGUCCAUUGAAAUUGAGGACGUCCACGAUGAGGAGGAGAUGAAACAUGUCGACGAGUUCCGCCAAGCUCUUAUCUUGGAUGAACUACUUCCUGCAAAGCACGAUGAUUAUCACAUGAUGCUUAGAUUCCUCAAGGCGAGGAAAUUUGAUAUCGAGAAAACAAAGCUAAUGUGGUCUAACAUGCUCAAGUGGAGGAAGGAAUUUGGUUCAGACACUAUUGUAGAGGAGUUUGAAUUCAAGGAAAUCAAUGAAGUGAUUAAGUAUUAUCCGCAUGGACACCAUGGAGUGGACAAAGAUGGACGUCCUGUGUAUAUAGAAAGAUUGGGACAAGUGGAUGCCACCAAGCUGAUGCAAGUCACAACCAUGGAUCGUUACAUCAAGUACCAUGUCCAAGAGUUUGAGAAGACUUUUGAUAUCAAGUUUCCAGCUUGCUCCAUUGCUGCAAGGAAGCAAAUCGACCAAAGUACAACAAUCCUUGAUGUCCAAGGAGUGGGUCUUAAAAACUUCAACAAGAAUGCUAGGGAACUUGUCACUCGCCUUCAGCAGAUUGACGGUGACAACUAUCCAGAGACCUUGAAUCGCAUGUUCAUCAUCAAUGCAGGUUCCGGGUUUAGAAUUUUGUGGAACACUGUAAAAUCCUUCCUUGACCCUAAGACUACAGCGAAAAUCCAUGUUCUUGGUAACAAGUAUGAUACUAAAUUGCUUGAAAUAAUCGAUGCAAAUCAAUUGCCUGAGUUUUUAGGAGGCAGUUGUACCUGUCCUGGAGUUGAAGGAGGUUGUAUGCGUUCUGAUAAGGGUCCAUGGAAGGAUCCAGAAAUAAUGAAGAUGGUUCAAAAUGGUGAUCACAAAUGUUCGAAAGGGAAAGGGUCUCAAGCUGAGGAGGAGAAACAUGUGGAGGAAUCCAAGCCUAUGUCCAGGUUGGGAAGUCUCAGCAAACAAGCCUCUUCACUUAGUGAUAAGGGAAACAAGAGUUUCAAGGGGGAAGCGGCUCUCACCAAACAAGUUUCUUCACUUAGUGAUAAGGCCGCAGCGAAUAAAAAGGUCCAAGAGAGCCAGGCUGCUCAAGCAAAAACGACACAGCAGGCUCUUGUGGUUGCGGUUAAAACCAAGAAGCAUGAGGACAUUAUCCCCGUGAUUGACAAAACAGUGACAAAAAAGAUUGACAAAGUUGACAAAACUACAGCAUCUAAAGAUGAAGGAGGAGAAUGCGCCCCUGGUGCCAUGGAUGUUGAUAUGAGCAAGAUUCACGGAAAAGAAAAUUCCAAGGUUUUGAAUGGCCUGAUGGCCUUUGUAAUGGGAAUCUUCACCAUGGCCAGGGUGACACAAAACAUGCCAAAGCAACUCACUGCCUCUGCUUCUUGUUCUUCUAAGACUACUACUACUACUCAUGCCAACAACACCAUCAUUUCUUCAUCACAAAAAAUCCAAUCUUCUACUACUCAUGAAUUUAAUGGGAAAACCCAUAUCCCUCAUUCUUCUUCUCCUUCUCAUAAUGAUAAUGAUCAUGAUCAUCAUGAUCGUGAUGUAUGUAAUGUUGGGGUGGUCCCGUCUCUUGAUGAGAAGGUCCCCUCUGACGAUUUGCCUGAUCCCCCAACUGCCCUCUCUACUGCAGAGUUCACCACUGUGAUGAAGCGGAUGGCUGAGUUGGAAGAGAGAAUGCACAACAUGAACCAAAAGUCUGCUGCCUUGCCCCCUGAGAAGGAGCAGUUGCUCAACUCCGCUAUCUCCCGCGCCGACAACCUUGAGAAACAACUCAUGGAAACCAAGAAGCAAUUGGAGGAUUCACUCAGCAAGCAAGAGGAGCUCUCUGCUUACAUUGAGAAGAAGAAGAGAAAGAAGAAGAAGAUGAUAUUCUUUUGAGCGGAAGAGGAGAAAAUCAUGAGGAUCGGAUGAUGUUUCUGUCUGUCUCUCUCUCUCUCUCACUCUCAGUCAUCAGUAGAACUUCACAGAUGCCAUGUUACAUAAAUGAUGUUGAACAUGUGAACCACAAAAUGUACAAAACAAGAAAGUGGAUAUGCUCAAUAUAUGAAUUAUGCAAAUAUAACCAGUACUCUUGGCCUCUGAUAGGAUAGGACUUGCUCUCUAUGUACAUAUAUAUGGGGCGUUAGUUUGCAUGCACCCCCUGUUUUAUCCGUACAGGAAUCAGUAUCUAGUGCAAAUAAAAUUAUAGAGUAUGUGUAAGUAAGUUUUUAUGAGAAUCCAACACCCAAAGGAGCUAUAUUGCUACUUCUUUUGUUGGUGCAUCCUCUUCUCUUUAUUUUCCUCA
Messenger RNA from Arachis ipaensis, 2564 nucleotides. Its product is annotated as phosphatidylinositol/phosphatidylcholine transfer protein SFH12-like. NCBI's taxonomy places the organism in Eukaryota, Viridiplantae, Streptophyta, Magnoliopsida, Fabales, Fabaceae. The record is from RefSeq and is a predicted model, not a curated record.